Aspergillus pseudonomiae is the source of this 944-nucleotide messenger RNA. RefSeq lists its product as uncharacterized. The coding region runs from base 344 to 862 and encodes 172 amino acids. The transcript has a single exon. The record is from RefSeq and is a predicted model, not a curated record. Lineage: Eukaryota; Fungi; Ascomycota; Eurotiomycetes; Eurotiales; Aspergillaceae.
AUUACUAUGCCUCGUGCAAAACGUUUCUUUGCGCGCUCUAAACAGUCACGUACCAGCUUUUCAAAGUAACCUCGUCAAUUAGACCUCAAAAAGUCUCUUACAUAGGCCACUCGGCUCCACUAGUAAUGUAAUAUGUUUUUUUCUUCCAUGCUCACAGUUUUUGGCCAUUUCCAUGGGUCACAACACUCUACCAAUAGUGUGACGUAAACGUUGCAAAGCCCACUGCCUUUGCUGCUCCAUUUCAAUAUGUACUCUAUCCCCGUCCCUAUGCAAGAAAUAUCCCAAAUACAAUCCUUAAAACAAAUACAAUGCAUGGUUAGAUCACGCUCAGGCAAGAUACACGAUGCCGCAGACAUGUCUCCUGCGCGCCCAAUGCGAUGACCCUAUCCGAAGGUUUCUAUUUCCUAAGGAUUUCAUCGGAAAUGGCAUGAUAUUUGAACAUGCGACACCCGCUAGUCAUGUAUCUGCAGGAAGCACAGAAUCAGACCUCAGCCUCUCUCGAAUGUCCUCCCAGCGAUCAUUUAUCAAUGGCGUUCCAUCAGAUCAAUGCACAGGGAGCAGACCUUUAGUGCGAUUAGAUCCCAUAUCCCGCAAAGAAAAGAAAGUUGUACGCUUCGAAUACCUUAUGGAAAAAGUGCUAUUUCUCAGCCCAGAGUCAAAAGUGUCGCCUUUGCCAGAAGGUAUAUCCAAUCUUCUUGAAGACGACAAACAUGGUUCGUUUAGAAGGUGUACUCUUCGGGCAGGGAUAUCGUCUGGCAUCCAGCCUUCCGCCACAUCUAUUUUCCCGUCUUCGUCGACACGUGACGUGACUCCGCAUUAUUUUGCCUCUCAUUAUAAAUCACCGGCUGCUUACGUUAGUUAAUCAGUAACAUGGGUUAUGGGAAUCAGGGUAGAAAACUUCUCGCCCUUUUUGGUCUGGGCCUUGCAAGGGGAAUCUGGCCAUC